AUGAGCGCGAUCCUCUCCGCCGACGACCUUAAUGACUUUAUUUCACCCGGUGUCGCGUGUAUCAAACCAAUAGAGUCUCUUCCUUCGAAGCAGCCACAGAAAUCGGACAAUCCAUACGAAGUAACGACAGAAGACAAGGUUCAAGCUGAGAAUCCUACUCCCGCGCAGAUAUCCUUGACCGACUGCCUCGCAUGCUCCGGAUGUGUCACUUCCGCUGAAGCCGUCCUCAUUUCGUUGCAAUCGCAUACCGAGGUCCUCAACACUCUCGAUGCACACCCCGAGUUACGGUUGAUACAAAACGAACAGGGAACGUCUCUUGAUCCCAGAAGCGCACAAGAUGAUGAAGGUCGGAUAUUUGUCGCAAGUGUCAGUCCUCAAGUGAGGGCAAGUCUGGCGGCUACCUAUGGUGUGUCUGAGAAAGAAGCCACUUCCAUCAUCCACCAACUUCUCAGCGGUCCCCAUGGCCUACGAGCGGGUGGAAAGCAUGGCAGCGGCUUUACCUGGGUCAUCGACACCAAUAUAAUGCGCGAAGCGGUUCUGGUCCUCACCGCAGAUGAAGUCAGCGAUACUUUGGCCUCAGAAGCCAAGGAUCCAUCUCUUCCCAAAAAGCCAAUCGUGUCCUCUGCCUGCCCUGGGUGGGUUUGUUAUGCUGAGAAGACGCAUCCUUUUAUCCUCCCUCACCUGUCGAAGCUUAAAUCGCCCCAGGCGCUAGCAGGGACUCUCUUAAAGUCUACUCUGAGCAAGACCCUUGGGGUGCCCGUUUCCCGUAUAUGGCAUCUGGCAGUCAUGCCGUGUUUCGACAAAAAACUUGAAGCGAGCCGUGAGGAACUUACAGACGUCACCUGGAAUCCGGCUGACGGCCAAAUGUUCUCCCAACCCCAGACACCAGUCCGCGAUGUUGACUGUGUGAUCACGACUCGUGAACUUCUAACUCUAGCCUCGGCCCGGGGUAUUAGCCUUCCAAGCAUUCUCUCCAAGUCCAGUUCCGUGUCGUUUCCCUCGUUCCCGGACAAGGCCCUCGACGACUACCUCUUCUCUAAACGUUCUUUGUCGGCCCAGUCCAUGAUGACAGGCACAUCCGGCGGCUACCUCCACCAUGUGCUGACUUCAUUCCAAGCGCGGAACCCUGGGAGUGAGAUUGUUGCAGAACGCGGGCGCAAUGCGGAUGUGGUCGUAUACAAAUUGGUGUCGCCUGAAAAUGGAAGCAUCAUUGAAGCUGCACGCUACUAUGGCUUUCGCAACAUUCAAAACCUCGUGAAUAAGUUGAAACCACCAGAGAUGUCGAAGCUUUCAGGUGCGAGGCGAAAUGAUGCACUGGGAGGAAAGGCCCGAAUGCAGUUGUCUUCAAGAAAGGCAGCAGCAAAAACAAAGUUUGACUAUGCUUAUGUGGAGGUUAUGGCUUGCCCUGGCGGCUGCACCAACGGAGGGGGCCAGAUUCGGAUUGAGGAUGCCAGAGAGGCUAACUUGACCGCACAAACUGGCACUCCGGCUGAUACAAAUGGAGCUGCAUCAAAGCCAUCGCCACAUGAGCAGCGGGCCUGGCUUGCUCGGGUGGAUGAAGCGUACUUCUCUGCUGGAGACUCCGAGGAUGAGACGGAAGCUUCGUCAAAACACUUUUCGAUCCUGGAAAGGGAAGCCGGGAUCCAUCAAAUCCUGCACUAUUGGUCUGACUUGAUGGGCGUGCCGCUCUCGAAACUGGCUUAUACGACGUUCCGCGAGGUUGAAAGUGAUGUUGGAAAACCUCAAGAGGGAGUCAAUGCUACAGCCCAAGCUGCGUUGCGAGAGGGAACGAACUGGUAA
Molecule: messenger RNA, 1800 nt
Organism: Aspergillus terreus NIH2624
Lineage: Eukaryota; Fungi; Ascomycota; Eurotiomycetes; Eurotiales; Aspergillaceae
Gene: nar1
Product: iron-sulfur cluster assembly protein NAR1
Exons: 2
Coding region: 1-1800 (599 amino acids)
Biological process (GO): iron-sulfur cluster assembly
Cellular component (GO): cytosolic [4Fe-4S] assembly targeting complex
Molecular function (GO): 4 iron, 4 sulfur cluster binding
Source: RefSeq, a predicted model, not a curated record